Molecule: messenger RNA, 3548 nt
Organism: Striga asiatica
Lineage: Eukaryota; Viridiplantae; Streptophyta; Magnoliopsida; Lamiales; Orobanchaceae
Source: the annotation of a GenBank genome assembly
CGCCAAAGGUUCGAGAAAUUAUUGUGAACGCUAAACAUAGAAUAGAAGUGGGAAAAGGAUUGACUUAUCACUCAAACCCACAACGUUAUCAGAAAAAGCACAUCGUUCGAUAAAAAACCGGCCUGAUAUAGAAACAGGAUGGACCGGGUCACCUUUUGUUCUCAUCGUCAGUUGGGGAUCUUUUCCUGUGCACCGCCCUCCGCCGUGACUCUCAGCCGCCUCCUGAUAUCGGAGUUGCCUCCGGCAGUAACUGAGGCGAAUUAGAGAAAAUGGCAAAGCCGCCUCAAGUUUUCUUCCUCGAGGAGUGGUUGAGGAGCAUUAUCAAUAAGAACGGCUCAGCACAUCCGUCUUCUCAUUCAUCUGCUCAAGCCAUAAUCCAAGCUUGGGCUGACCUUAGAGACUCAAGUCAACAUCGGACCUUUGAUACCCGUCACCUCCAAGCUUUGAAGACUCUUGUCGGCUCUCAAUCCGUUCUUUACGUUGCAGACCCACAAGCAAAGCUUAUAACUUCUAUUUUGUCUUUAUCUUCACAUGGUCUCUCUCUCCCAGAGGAAUCUUUUCCCUUACUCAUAAGGCUUCUUUAUGUCUGGGUAAGGAAAUCGAGGCAAACUUCUUCAGUUGUUAAUUCUGCUGUCAAUGUCCUGGUAGACCUUCUAUCUCGACAAUCUCAUUUUGAAAAAAAUGCCCUUUUCAUAUCUGAGGGGAUUUUACUUCUGGGCGCCCUUGCUUUCCAAUCUUCUGCAUCCGAGAAAUCCAAAAGUAUUUGCUUGGACUUGCUCUGUAAGUUUCUGGAAGAGGAUAUCAGAUUUGUUUUCUCAUCUGAUGAGAUGGCUUCCGUUGCACUUGCGGGCGCUGGUUAUGCUCUCUCUUCUCCACUGAAAAUAUGUUUCAGAAGAAUUCUAGAGAUUUUGCUCUGCUUUUGGGGCAGAGGUGGUCAGAUCGGCGUUUCUCAAGGGCUGAUGCUAUUGCAUCUGAUGGAGUGGGUUGUAUCUAAUAUCUUGAGGUCACGUUUUGUGGAUAAAAUCGAAAUUUUGAGAGACGUUUUGGAAAAUGCUGAGCCUGCAUAUUCUUCGUAUGCUGUGAUCAUGGCUGCAGCUGGUGUGCUGAAGGCUGUAAAUAGAUCUGGAACAAGUGGUUUCAUGUAUCUUUCGAAUUGUGCAGAGGAACGAAUUGAAAUUGUGGCACGGAGUUUUGUCCCCCGAAGUAGAGGUUUUGAUUAUGAUGAAAAUAAACCUGGGGCUAACCUUCUUUUGCAUUUUAUGGCAAUAGCUUUAUCCCAGAGUGGUUCAGUUUCUCAUAAACCCUCGUUUCUUAUCUCACUUGCGUUGGCACUGUUGACUGAAGUGUUCCCUUUGCAGCAUUUCUAUAACAAAAUUCUUAGAUUUCCUGACGAAAAUCGAGCUGCGGUACUUGAUGAGAUCAAUGGGCAUCUGAGUAGCUUCAUCUUCAAGGAAGCAGGAUCGAUAACGGGUGUGUUUUGUAAUCAAUAUGCAUCAGCCGAUGAUGACAGCAGAAGCACGGUGGAGAAUCUCAUAUGGGAUUACUGUCAGGAAGUUUAUUCAUGGCAUAGGCAGACAAGGGUGCUGCUUGUUGGAAGGGCAGAUAAUCUAAUCCGAGAGAUAGAGAAAAUUGCUGAAUCUGCAUUCCUUAUGGUUGUAGUUUUUGCAUUGGGAGUAACAAAACAUAGAUUUGGCCCAAAUAUAGACCGAGAAAGUCAACUUGAAAUCUCAUUAAGAGUAUUGAUCUCGUUCUCUUGUAUGGAAUAUUUUCGUCGGAUGCGUUUGCCCGAGUAUAUGGACGCAAUUAGAGCAGUUGUCGUAAGCGUUCAGGAGAAUGAAUCAGCUUGUGCCAAAUACAUAGAGUCUAUGCCUUCCUAUGAUGAUGUGAUCAAUAAUCACGGUUCUUCCAACUUCCCAAAAUCAGACUAUCUGUGGUCCAGUGAUGAGGUUCAGACUGCCCGUAUCAUAUUUUAUAUGCGUGUUAUUCCUACUUGUGUUGAUCGUUUACCAGCAUCAACAUUUAAGAAAGUGGUAGCUCCCACUAUGUUCCUAUAUAUGGGGCAUCCCAAUGGGAAAGUUGCCAGAUACACGCAUUCAGCCUUUGUGGCUUUCAUGGCUUCUGGGAAAGAUCCUACUCAUGAUGAAAGAGCUUUACUGAAAGAGCAACUCGUCUUUUAUUACAUACAGAGAUCGUUGGAGGGAUUUCCUGGUAUUACACCAUUUGAGGGAAUGGCAUCUGGAGUUGCUGCACUCGUUAGACAUCUUCCGGCUGGUAGUCCGGCAAUAUUCUGUUGCAUUCAUAGUCUUGUCGAGAAGGCCACUAGCCUCUGUAGCACAAUCAGCAGGCAUGAUAGCCAUGUCUGGAAAAACUGGGAAGGAGAGUUGGAGCCUCCUAAAAAGUUGCUAGAUCUGCUUUUACGGCUACUCUCAUUAGUUGAUAUACAGGUUCUUCCAACUUUGAUGAAGUUAUUGGCCCAGCUGAUCGUGCAGCUACCUCUGAAUGGCCAGAAUUCGCUCCUUAAUCAACUGUAUCAACAAAUUGCUGAUUCCGAUGAUGUCAUACGAAAACCUGCUCUGGUUUCCUGGGUGCAGUCUUUAUCGUAUCUUUGUUCUCAGGGUGCAAACAAGAAAAAUUCUUCAUUAAGCUCGAUAAGCAUGAACAGGAUUAGUUCCCGGCUCUAGAUGUAGAAGUGGAGACUGCCAGGCGCCUGUUCUUUGGGCUCGAUCAACUGUAUGUGGGCUAUGACAAGAACUCGACUCUCCUAGCAUGAAGGUGGAUAAAUAUAAUUUCUGCCCAGUCUUAGUUUCCCACGGAUAUCAAUGUUCUGUUGUGUCAUGCUGUCUGGGUGUCCAGAAGUCUAUUGGAGCUGACAUAAGAAGUAGAGUUUCAGAUAGCAUAGAACACUGGUUAUAUUUUAUUCAGCUUCAGCCAUUUUUUAGAAUGCAAAUUGUUGUAUACUUGCAGUUAUGUCAAGUAAUAGAAACUGUGAGAAAUUAAACCAAGUGUUACAUAAAAACUCAGCAUGACCCGAAAAGAAAAAUCAGGGCCUCCAAGCCCGUGUGACUCCUCUGCUUCUUAUGUCGCCCAACGAAGGCCCGAUUGUUGGCUGUGUCCACUUACAUGGUGAUCACGGCGUUGAUUAGCCCGUUGGGCCUGGAGGAAGUCUUGGCCUUCUCUUGUUAAGUAUUGGGCUAGUGAGAAGGAAAUGGAGGCAUAUUAUGAGGAUUGAGCAUAGUAGGAAAGCCUUGAUGGUGAUAUAGCCAUUGGGACUGGGUUCUUGUGUUCAAGUGGCCUCAAUGACUCCAUCCAGACUUUCUUUUAUUCUCUGUUGGUUGUUUGGCAGUCUUGUGUGGUAGUUUGUUUUGCUUAGUUUGGUUUGUUGGUUUGGUGUACUCCGAAGGGCUCAAAUCUUUGUAUUUGCCUUAGGUUUACAAGUAACUAGUGUAGUGCGUGCUCUUUUAGUUUGCUUGUAAGGCUAGUUUGCCUCCGAUUGUAAAAUCUUUAAUUUGUUUUUAUGAGUAUGUCUAUCAGGUUUGGGCAUGUCACAU